GGCCCUCCCUGGUGCUCUAUCCCGGCCGCGCAGCUCUGCGGCUUUGCCCGCGCGCCUCAAGCUUCUCAACCUCCGACUAAGGAAAGAAUCUUAGAACAAGAACAAACCAUAUCGCUGCUGCUGAGACCUCACCUUUCUGCCUGCAGCUCUGCAGAAGGACUUCCAUCCCUUUGAGAAGAAAGUGGGAUAGUCACACUCCCUGUCUUCAUUGGCCUUUAACCUAACUUCUAAUUCCCUGAGCCAACUUUGAUCACAUUUACCAUCUAAUCUUUAGUGUUGGCAAGUGUGGACAUCUGAACACCGCCCUCUGGAGCCAGUGUUUUGGGCUGAGGGUGUUGGUAGGGUACUGAGGACUGAGCAGCCAGGGCUGUGUGCUGAAGUCACCAUGUCCACCAAGGUCCCCAUUUAUCUGAAACGUGGCAGCCGCAAAGGCAAGAAGGAAAAGCUUCGGGACCUGCUGUCCUCAGACAUGAUUAGCCCACCACUUGGGGACUUCCGUCACACUAUUCACAUUGGCAGUGGUGGAGGUGAUGACAUGUUUGGGGACAUCUCCUUCCUGCAGGGCAAGUUCCACCUCCUUCCAGGAACGGCAGUGGAGGAGGCCGAGGAGGAUGGCAGCUUCGACCUUCCCUUCCAGUUCACUCGCACUGCCACUGUGUGUGGGCGGCCACUCCCUGAUGGACUGUCACCUCUGCUCAAAAAUGCCAUCUCCCUCCCUGUCAUCGGUGGUCCCCAGGCUCUCACCCUGCCCACAGCCCAGGCUCCACCUAAGCCUCCUCGCCUGCACCUGGAGUCACCACAAUCUUCUCCAAAGUCCUCCCCGCAGGAGGCAGGAAAUGUGGACAUCUGGAGGAUCCCGGAGGCCAGCUCCCCCCACAAUGGCAUGAGCCCAGAGCCAGAGGCUGAAGAGCCUUUCCUGUCCCAUGCCAGCUCCCUGCUGUCUCUGCAUGUGGACCUGGGGCCAUCUAUCCUGGAUGAUGUCCUCCAGAUCAUGGAUCAGGACCUGGGCCACGUGCAGAUCCCCACAUAGGACCCUUGCUGACCAGACAGGUCACCGAGGCUGUGGUGACGCCUAGAGACAUCUAUGGACAUGGCCCUGACCUAGGAGUCAGCGUCCCAGAUCCCACCCGUGGGUGCUGGUCAGUGACUGUGUUUUGAGCCUUUUCUUUCCUUCCCUCCUCCCAAUGGACAGAGGACAUCUUUGCUUCCCUCUAACAACAUCCGCAGGGGACCAUGUCAGAUUUGCCCCAGACAUUCCUGAGCCUCUUAGGUCAUCUGGAGCCCCACUUCCCUCGCUGAAAUGGACUCUACCCCUUUUCCACUGCCCUCCACCCCAGCAUCAUCAGAUACCCACCCAUCUUUGUACCCUGGCCUGGGAGCACGUUGUCCGUAACCAGACAUGGUAUGCCUUGUGUCCUGUCCCAUCCCUUCUCCACAUGACCAGGGGAUUCUGGUUGCAACAAAACAUGCUGCUGGUGGUGGCUGAGCAUCCUGUCCCCUUAUCCCAGGCUUCCUUCCAAAGGUGGGCCAGUUUCCAUAAACAAGCUCACUUGAGAAAAGUCCCACCCCAGAAGAUUUCAUAGAGCCUGGGCCUCCCUUCAGGGGUUGUGCUUAAGUCUGCACCCACAGUGAAAAUGAAGCAAGAAUAGUCAGUAUUGUUACUUUGUUGCUAUGACAAAAUGCCUGAUGAAGCCUGGCGGUGGUGGUGCACGCCUUUAAUCCCAGCACUCGGGAGGCAGAGGCAGGCGGAUCUCUGUGAGUUUGAGGCCAGCCUGGUCUACAAAGGGAGUUCCAGGACAGGCUUUAAAGCUAUAGAGAAACCCUAUCUAGAAAAACCAAAAAAAAAAAAAAUGUCUGAUGAAAACAGCAUCGGGGAAGGGUUAUCUGGGCUCACAGGUCCCAGGUACAGUACUGUCCAUCAGGAAGAGGAAAUCAUGAGAGCAGGAGCUUGAGACAGCUGGCCACCUGUGUCCAUAGUCAGGAAGUGAAACACAGUGAAUGAGGGUGCUUUGAUCACUUUCUCUUUUAUUCAGUCUGGGACCCCAGCCCAUUGGGUGGUGCCGCCCACAUUUAGGGGACCCCAGUCCACUGGGUGGUGCUGCCCACAUUUAGGGGUCCGUUUUUUUUUCACUGUCAUUAACUAGAUCUAAAAUCUCCUUCACAGACAGCUCCCUGUUUCCAUGAUGAGUCUGACCUUAUUAAGUUGACCAAGAUUAACUACCACACAAACCAAGUAUCAAUGGUGGAUACUGGACAUUGAUUUAGGUGUUUGGCAGGGAUGGGCUGGAAGGGGCUGGAGAGAUAGCUCAGUAGAUAAGAAUGUUGCUUGUGCCACACAGUGGUGGUGCACAGCGCCUUUAAUCCCAGAACUUGGGAGGCAGAGGUAGGUGGAUGGAUCUUUGUGAGUUGGAGGCCAGCCU
Microtus oregoni (creeping vole) is the source of this 2420-nucleotide messenger RNA. RefSeq names its product CDC42 effector protein 2 (gene Cdc42ep2). Bases 386 to 1030 code for a protein of 214 amino acids. The record is from RefSeq and is a predicted model, not a curated record. The transcript is spliced from 2 exons. Lineage: Eukaryota; Metazoa; Chordata; Mammalia; Rodentia; Cricetidae.